AUGAUCUUUCCUAAUCCACUCUCCGUGGUCCUCAUGAUGCACUGCAUAAGCUGUUAUGACCAGCUGCUCUCCUUUGAAGUCAAAGAUUUCUGUCCCCUAUUUAUUUUUCCAAGUUCAAGUAGAACUACUACUUUUAUCUGGAACUCUGAUGACAAAUCUACAAGUAUUCAAAAGAAGGCGGAUACUGACUCUGAUAUUGAGCUCCUGACUGGAGAUGAGAGGGAGGGGGAUGGUGAGGAUACAAGCAUGACGGAGGACUGGGCUAAGUUCCACCAACAAGAGAUGGAGAAGAAUCCUGGAGAGGGCCACACAAAUAAAAUAGAGAGUUUAGUUACACCUAAAGAUGAGAAGAAACACAAGAAACCUAAACCAGUGUCGGAAUCCACCAAAUCUGAGGAGAAACCCAACCUGGAGCCGGAACCCACCAAACCUGAAACAGUCACCGAACUCAAAACCCCCAAGGGAACUAAAUCCUCAAACAAUGGAGCAAAGACUCCCAAAUCUGACUCCAAGACUGCACCCAAAGCUAAUCCAUUGGCUAAAUUCUUGGUUAAAAUGAAACCCGGAACAAUUCCUUCUAAAUCUAAGAAAACUGAGACUGCUGCAACCAAUGAUGAUGAAAUUGAGAUUAUUGAAGUGAAAGAAGAUGUUGAGAAGGAGAAAAAGGUUCUUGAAAAAGGAGACAAAAAAUCAGCGAAGAUCAUGAAACAAAAAGCCCCGAAGAACAGCGUAGACGAGAAGGUUGAAGAAAUAAAAACUGACGAUUCAAAGCCUGAUGAGUUCGAGACUAAUGAAUCUAUGAGUGAUGAGUCCAAAACUAUUGAAUCCAAAAUUGAUGAUUCUACAAUUGAGAAACUUAAGAUUGAUGAUGACGUUGUUGCGGUUAAUACAUCUGCAAACAUUGCUUUAGUAUCAACUCCUGUGAACAAGAAGGUGCAAGGACUGAAAACUCCUGGCGGCCAGGGAACCCCUGAAACUCCUGCAAGUAUACGGGCAAAGAAGAUAGCGCUGACUAAAAUCCGAGUAAAGAUUAUGGAACUAAACAUGGAUAUGGAGGAGGCAGUCAAAGAGGAUGAUGUUUUUAACUCCAGUGGAUCUGUAGAUACUCCUACUUCAGGACCUGUAGGUACUCCCACUUCAGGAUCUGUAGGUACUCCUACUCCAGGACCUCUAGGUACUCCUACUUUAGGAUCUGUAGGUACUCCUACUUCCGGAUCUGUAGGGACUCCAUUCACAACUCCAGCUCUCAAAUCUAAGAGUGCUAAAAAGGUUAUGACCUCUGGAGAAGAAGUAACCCCUUCCAGUCUUAGGAAGCUGACCCCUAAGCAGCUGGCCCUGCAGGAGAAGAGAAGGAAGAAGGCCGAGGAGGACAAGGAGGAGAAGGAGAAGAAGAGACUGGCGCUGAAAGCUCAAAAGGAAAAGGAAAGACUGGAAAAGGAGGAAGAAAAAUCGAAAGAAAAGCGUAGGAAGGAAAUUGAACGAAUUGAUAAGGAACUACAGAGAAAGGAAAAAGAGCGUGAGAAGGAAAAGGAAAAGAAGGAGAAGGAGGUAGAAAGGUUGAAGAAGAAGGAGGAGAAGGAGGCGGAGCAGAAGAAAAAAGACGAGGAGAAGACCAAGGCGGAGGAGGCGGAGGCAGAGAGAAAGAAAAAGGCAGCUCAAGCUUUUAAAGGAUUUUUUGUGAAAAAGGAUGCUGUUAAGGAGGUAAAACCUACUGACGAAGAGAAAAUGGAAGAAGUGACGGAGAACAUUUUCAAUCCUUUCCAGAUCAAAAAGAAUAUGAGAUUAGCACCACUAGUCAGGAAUGAUACAGUCGCAGCCAUGGGAAGAAUUGAUAGUCUCGAAGAACCAGUUGGUCCUGAUGGUCUUUAUGUUAAGCUUCUCAGGGAUGGAAAGCAUACCCCUGGGAAGCAAGGGAAGACCUGGCCCUGGGAGAAGGUUGAGGAGGAUACAGAUAUCGAGAUAGUCGAGGAGGAGGAAGAAGAGGAUUUGGAGAAUAUGGAUGAGGGAGUGAUGAUACUGCAGAGUAGAGUAGGGAAGAAUCCACGAGCUAAACUAAUCCAGUUCCAUGAGAACCAGCGUCCAGCUUACUGGGGUACCUGGAGUAAACAGUCCUCCGCUGUUACAGGACGAAAACCAUUCGGUAGAGAUACACAGGUGUUUGAUUAUGAGUAUGACAGUGACGAGGAUUGGGAGGAUGAGGGUGAGGGUGAAUCUCUGAGUGAUGCGGAGGAUGAGAAGGAAGAGGAAGACGAUUAUGAGGUUGACAAUGAGUUCUUUGUUCCUCAUGGCUACUUGUCCGAUGAGGAGGAGGAUAAGGACGAGGAUGAGAUCUUCAAUCCAGAGAAGGAGAAGGAGAAACUGAAGCUGAAGGAGAAAGAGUUCCAAGCUGAUUACAAGAAGAAAACCCAGCAGCUUAAACCAAGAUUGUGGGGUUGUUACUGGGAAGAGGAUACUAUGGAGGAAAAAGAUACCAACGCUGCGGCUCAACAACUAGUUAAAAUUCUAUCAGGGUAUGCCGCUAUCACAUGUUGUAACAACAACCUGCCAAUUGCAACCUCCUUCAGUCAGCCUCAAGCCAGUCCUCAGCCUCUGGCGGAGGAUGGAGGAGACCAGACCAGGAGUGGGAAGGGAAAGAACAAGGUAUCCAAGGUGUUCCCCGAGGAUGCGCUGUUUGACCUGGUCCGCCUCCUUCACAUCAACUCCAACAACAAGAUCUUCUUGGCCAAGGAGUUCAUCGAGUUCUGGAAUAAGAAGUGUGGAGUCGAUGCUGGUGGAGUGGAUGAUGUGGGAGGUACUCCAAGUACUCCUGCUACCCAACUGAUAUCUAAGAGAAGGAUAGUUGAUAAGAUCCAGGAGAUAGCUGAAUAUAAGAAGCUGAAGGGUAGGACAGGCAGGUUCUGGUUGGUUAAAGAAGAGAUUAGGAACAAGGUUGGAUUAGAGCAGACUGAAACCAAUACCUGGAAUUAUAUCCUGGAACAACCGAAUGCUAAAUCAUCAGCACCAUCUGAAGAUGUAGCAUCAAGUCGUCCUUCCUCGCCCGUACAGUCCAGGAUAAACUCACCCAACCCCGCCUCACUCAUCACCAAGUUCACCAAGGUUCUCACCGAGGAGGAGAGAGCUCAAAACCUAUCUAGAGCAAACCUAACUCCACCUAGUGCCAAGCGCAGAAAACUGACUCCGUCCAGUGUCGGUCAACUGAGUGAAAACCCGAACCAGUCCAAGAAUACGCCGGUCAAUAUGAUAACAGUAAAGCGAGCCCAAGGAUCUAAACCUGUAAACAGGAUUCAACCAAGAAAGACUCCCAAUACUAUUAAGACGACUCUAGGUAAAUCUCCUCUUUGUGUCAAAAGCUUUGCUUUAGAGACUCCGCCUAAAGCUGCAGCUCCUGCUGCUCAGAACAAGUUUGCUUCUGCUGCUCCAAUCGCCUUUAGAAAAGCUCCAAAGCCAAAGGCUGGAGCCCAACCCGUUACAACUGUGACCGGAGCUUUUAGUCAGCUGAAAAACCUGCAAGGUGUGACUGUGACCUCUGUAGGUAAACCUGGAGAUGAUGAUGAUUGUAUCACCCUGGACUAAUCCACAUUUAUAGAAUACGGGAAUCCCAAAAAACAUGAGUCGCUUUAAGAAAUCAAGAUAUAUCUCAAACAAUUAUAUGUUUUGAGGGUUUUAUUAAGAGGCCCUCAAUCUACCACAAGUUGAAAGACACUAGAUAUUAAAGGGAGUGAACGGCAAUUAAACUGAGAAUUUUUGAUACAUUUUUUUAUUAACAAAGGCAGACCACAUUUUUUUAAUCCCCAAACUUAUCUACUUCCUGUAGACCUAGAAAAGAACUUUGUACAAAGAACUUGUAAAUAGAAUAUGAAUAUUUAAGUCGCUAAAAUGUAUAAGCAAAACUCUUCCUGAAAGCAUUUUAAAAUUGUAAAUGAUCGUUCCCAGUUUUCCAGAAAACCCUGUCCGUUUAGUUUUAUAUUAUUUGUAUGCUUCAGAUUGAAUAAAUACGAUAAGUUCAAA
This is a messenger RNA of Eurytemora carolleeae, 4008 nucleotides long. RefSeq names its product chromatin assembly factor 1 subunit A-B. Gene Ontology annotation, biological process: nucleosome assembly. Gene Ontology annotation, cellular component: nucleus; CAF-1 complex. Bases 1 to 3573 code for a protein of 1190 amino acids. The transcript is spliced from 21 exons. The record is from RefSeq and is a predicted model, not a curated record. Lineage: Eukaryota; Metazoa; Arthropoda; Copepoda; Calanoida; Temoridae.